GUUUGAACCAGCGGAGGAGUUGACGGAACGGCGUUGGGCUCGGGAUCGUGGUCGUGACUGUAGAGCUGAGCCCCGGGCUCGGGCGCUGGUCGUGUAUCACUAAAUGGCUUCAAUGCAGUGUGACCCUCGGCUGCUGCUGGAAGAACAAGUGAGGAAACUCUCAGAAGACCUUUCUCAGUGUCAGGCUGAUAAAGAAUUUGUGUGGUCAUUGUGGAAGCGUUUGCAGGUGGCAAAUCCUGAUCUCACACAGGCCAUCAGCUUGGUUCUAGACAGGGAAAAAUUGAAAGCUGAGGCCAAGGACAGAAGAGUUUUAGAGAUCCUCCAAGCUAAAGAUGACAAGAUACAAGAACUUGAGCAGCAGGUUAGAUGCCAACAGAAGGAAAUAAACAACCUAAUUCAACGGAAAAUUGCUGUCGAUGACAACAUUGCAUUAGUGCAGAAGGAAGUGACUGAUUUGAAGGAAAAGCUCAAAAAGAAAAGCCAGGAUUGUAAGGAUGCUAAAGAACGUGCAAUGAAGGUUGAGGAGAAAACUAGUCUGCUUCUGAAAAAUCUGGAGGAAGAAAAGCAGGGAUUAAGCGUACGCUGCUCUGACCUGCUAAAUGACCUGGAGAAGCAGGCAGCCCAGUGGAAGGAAGAGAAGUCUGACAUUGACUCCAAAGUAAAGUUAUUGGAAGAUGAGCUACAAGGAACCAGGAAUCAAGUGAAAAACAUGUACAACAAAUGUAAUGAGUUGUCAUCUCACCUUGAGCAUCAGCAAAGGGAACUGUCUGUAAAGGAUGGCGAAGUGAUUAAAUUCAGGCAAGAGUUACAGGAUUUACAGUGUUUAUACAAGGAAAGCAUUGAACAUGCAGCCCAGCAAGCUGAGGUCAUCAAGCAGCUACAAGCCCUCAACCUGGAUACGCAGAAAGUCCUGAGGAAUCAGGAAGAUGCUCAUGCCUUGGAGUCUAGGUCUUAUCAAAAGCACUACAGUGAGCUGAACGUGCGAUAUGAAGCAUUGAAAUCCAGUGAGGCACAGCAUCAUCAAAAACACCUCUCCUUGACAGCUCAACUAUAUCAUAAGGAGCAACAGAUAAACCAGCUUCUUGGAAAGCUACAGCAGGCUUUAGAUUCUAAGCAAACAGUGACAAUUAGGACUACUGCUGAUUGUUUGGAGCAGAUGCACCAUAAUUCCUCCAGUGAUUUAGAGUACCUAGUUACGACUCAGAGGUCCGAAAUAAAGUUAUUGAAGGAGAACCUGAAAGAAACAAGUGGAAAAUUAAUGGAAUGUGUUGCUGAUGACAAACUGCUGGAGCUGACGUUUGGUACUAGAGAACGGAAAAGGCAGAAGGAUCUGUCUGUGAAACGUUCCAGAUCUCUAUCUCCAAGGAGCUGUACUGGAGAAACAGAGGAAUGGAUAAAAUUAAACAAAACAGAACAAAAGAUUGAGAGCCUUGAGAAACUUUUAAAAAUGAAGGACAAAGAGAAUGAGGAAUUGAAGAGAGCUCAUGACCAGCGACUGGAGCGUCUACGAGCUUUACAGAGCAGCUAUAGAACGCUUAAGGGCCAACUAAAGAACCUGGAAGGGGAACAAAUCAAAAAUAAAAGCGGCAAAAGCAAAAUACAGCGUGCUGAGCCCUGGCAGUUGCGGCAAGAAGACUGUGAUGGUGUAUGGAAUGAACUAGCAUACUUCAAACGGGAACACAGAAAGCUAUUGACUGAAAAUAUGAACCUUGGUGAAGAGCUGGACCAGUUGAGGGUGCAGUCUGCUACGGACAAAGUUACCAUUCAAGAACUGUCCAUAUGCCUGCAGCGAGAGCGAGAAGAGCUCCUUAUCAGACUUGAUGGAGAUGAAGGAGUGAAAUGCAGCACACCCAAAACCAGGACCAAAGGGAAGUUGGAGCAGUCAUUAAAAAAGAUUAACCAUUUGGAAAAGAAGCUGAAAACCAUUCAGAGGGAUGCCAAAGACCUGACAGAAACGAACGAAGAAUUGAUUCAGGCCAAAGUUUUAUUGCAAACCGCCUACAGCAAACUUCAGACUGAAUCUGACAACCAAGUUAUUGAAAUAAGAGAACUGAUGAAGGCAAAUCAACAAAUUAUGCGAGAGAAAAAUGAGCUGGCUACAAUGAUAGAAGAAUUGAAAACAGAAACUUCCUCUCUAAAGAGGCAAGUAGCGGACAGAACAAAACUAAAAAAUGAAAAUAAGGAUUUAUUAUGGAAAAUACAGGAGCUACAGCAAGCACUUGAGUCUAAGACUGUUCCCACCAAAACCAAAACUGCAGAGAGAGCAGGCAGUGGCAGCUGUGCGUGCAAAACAGUGGGCUACAACCCCAGAACAAAAAGAAGGAAAAACAUUUCCCUCAAACAGUACCAGCGUUUUCUCAACCGAUCCAUCAAGGAGAUGAGCAGAGUCUUUGAGCACUUCAGUAAGGAUGGAUGGGAAGAUGUAACUGGAGCCAGUGACACCGAGGAGACUGCUGCUGAGAGUCUGGGAGAAAUGAUAGCAAAGACGACUCAGGAAAGGACUCCACCAGCAGCAAGAAAUCCGGCAUGUUCUCAAGAAACGAAAAAGCAAAGAAAUCCAUGGCUGAGAACAAUGAAAACUGAAACAAAAAUUGCUGUACCACAGUUUCAUUCAAAAGUGAGGAAACAGAAGACUAGAAUGCUUGCCCUACCAAAGCAAAGUAUUUCGAUCAUUGCCUUACAGCAGCGUCUAAUAUCACUGCAGCAACAAAUUGCUGUUACUCAGAAUGGAAAAAAAGCAGCCUUAAAUGCUGUCAAUGAACUGAAGCAGAACAAUCAAAAAUUAACAGCCCAGUUGACUUCGGUGAACCAGAAACUUCAAGUCAACAAACAGACAAUUCAGAAGUUAACAUUUGACCUCACGGAGCUGCAGCACCAGAAGGAUGCACUGGACAAGAAAUUGAAUCAAAUGGUAGAACAACAAGCUCUUGUCACAAGGUCAGCAGAAGAGAAUUCAUCGUUAGCUUCCAGUCAGGCUCUGAAUACUCCAGCUACACCUCGCAAACCAAUAGAAGCAGAACUGAAACAGCUGCAGAGUAAAUUGAAGAAUGCAACAAAUGAGAUUUCAAAGCAUUUAGCUAUGAACAAAACUCUAAAAGCUGACCAGCAAGAAAAGGAUGAACAGAUUCAACAACUGCAGGAAAGGAUUGGACGUAUGGAAAGAGAUAUCAGCAUGAAACGACAGCUAGUGGAAGAUCUUAAGUUAAAACUGAAAACAAAUCAGGACAAUGAUAAAAUGUAUAAAGGAUUGUUGGAAGAUAUGGAAAAGAAGGUAAGGAUACUGACUGAAGAAGGCUCUACCAGAAAGGCACUUACAGAGUCACUAAAGCAAAGACUUAAUGUUGUGACAAAAGAAAAAUCAGCCUAUGAGGAAAUGCACCAUAAAACCACUGGAGAAUUGGACAGAAAGAAUCAGAAACUGAAUGAUCUUAAAAGGAAAAUGAUUGAGGCUGAAUCAGCAAUGACGGAACUGGAGUUAGCAGCAUCACAACAGAUGCAUGGACUGGCCAUGCAAAGUGAACAGGCUCUCGCAGGCAUUCAGAAGAAACUCACUGUUGCUAAUAAAAGAGUGGAUAAAUUUAUUACAUUCAUAAAGACUUUCGCCAGUGAGAUGUGCAAAGAAAUUCAAGACAGGAGAACCCAAUUGAAAAGAGCAAAGGUGAAACAUAUCAGUCAUGAAGGUCUUUCAAAAGAGUCUAUUAACAAAGCCCAGUCCAGGGCAGCAUCCAUCCUGAAUAUUUCACAAAGUGAUUUGCAAGAUAUUUUGAAUCUUGAGGAUGAAGUGGAAGCAGAAGAAAAUAAAAAAGCUUUGCAGAAAGAUCAGAAUUGGCUGGCUGAAAUACAGAGGAUUCUGGAAGGCCAGCUUCCUUGUGUUUCAAGUUUAAUAGAAGCAAUGCUGGAAAAGAUAGCAGAGAAAGAAAAACUAGCAGAAGAAUAUGCCUUGCUAUCAAAAGAAGUAAGCUGAAAGCCUUAUGUAAUUCCAUCUGUGGCUAAUACGUUACAAACAAAACCAAAUCCCAUCGUGUAAUUAGAACACACAGAGGCUUUGUAAUGUUCUACAUUAUUUUAACAUUUGAUUCUACAAA
This is a messenger RNA of Hemiscyllium ocellatum (epaulette shark), 4085 nucleotides long. RefSeq names its product centlein, centrosomal protein (gene cntln). The coding region runs from base 104 to 3964 and encodes 1286 amino acids. The record is from RefSeq and is a predicted model, not a curated record. Gene Ontology annotation, biological process: protein localization to organelle; centriole-centriole cohesion. NCBI's taxonomy places the organism in Eukaryota, Metazoa, Chordata, Chondrichthyes, Orectolobiformes, Hemiscylliidae. The transcript has 27 exons. Gene Ontology annotation, cellular component: centriole; centrosome.